Messenger RNA from Dendronephthya gigantea, 1228 nucleotides. RefSeq lists its product as uncharacterized. Gene Ontology annotation, molecular function: oligosaccharide binding. Bases 57 to 1145 code for a protein of 362 amino acids. Lineage: Eukaryota; Metazoa; Cnidaria; Anthozoa; Malacalcyonacea; Nephtheidae. The record is from RefSeq and is a predicted model, not a curated record. The transcript has 4 exons.
GUAAACUGCAGUUUACUGUCGCCAGAAUGGAAUGAGUUUGUCUUAAUCAGUUUAAGAUGGUUUCUUUUAUAUUCUUUGCUUUUAUUGGUUUUCCUUCCUCCUUUCCUUUUCAAAGUGAUGUUUUUUUCCAAAAAAUUGCACAGAAAGGGCUCAGAUUAAGUAGUGAAUAUGUAUUGAAAAACAUCUCUGCAACGUCUGCAGUCGAUUGUGGCUUCCAAUGUUUACAUGAAGAAUGUUGUGGAUCAAUCACCUACCACGAACAAACGUUAUACAAGGGGAAUUGUCAGUUAAACAAAGUGCUUUUGAAUUCUUCCAGCACUUUAGUUCGAGAUGAAAAUGCUAGUUAUUACGAACUUAUUGAUGUUCACAAGACUUUAAAUCGCUGCUGCUUCAUCGAGUGUCAAAAUAAUGGACGUUGCGAUAAAAUGACUGAGACAUGUGUGUGUUUGGAUGGCUUAACGGGGAGUUUGUGUGAAAUAUCAAAUGAAAAUGACGAAAACGAUCUUCCCGAGUCGUGUUUAGAAAUUAAGAGUCGGAGCAACGAGUCCAGCUCUGGCAUGUACUGGAUCAAAUUAAAUAUAUCAGACGGAGCGAUGAUCAACAACAAAACCCAAGUUUACUGUGACAUGGAUACAUACGGAGGAGGCUGGACACUUGUCUAUUCUUACACCUUCACUAAUUACGACGACUUUUUUCAUGACAGCAAUGCUAUAAUCCCACGUCCAAACUGGCCAGCUCCCAUAGCUGAUGUUGAGAUCUCUGUCGUUGCUCCACAGAAUGAAACAACACUAGGGUCAAUGGAUUAUAAUCUUUGGCAACAGAUUGGAGAAGAAUUCUUAAUCAAAUCAAAUAUUAACGACUGGAUUGUUUGUAAACCGGAUGGUGGAAGCUUGGUUCGUGAUGUUGAUGGAGAUCUAUCAUGUAGAAAUAUAAAAAAUGUCGCUACCGCAUGUCAAGGAGUAGAACCAUAUGCUAUCUCCUGGGAAAGCGAUUGUGGGCCUCGUAUAUAUGCAUCCACCACGUUUUAUCGGUUUGAUGGAUCAGAAAAUUAUUGUUAUCCGUCACACGAUCCGUGCAACUCAGGAAGUACAGACAACCACAAGAGAAAUGUUCUUAACCCUGGUGGGAAAAUAUUUCUUCGGUGAAUAAUAAUUGACAAUAAUAACGUGGUACUGUGAAAGUACGAUCGAUAUUGCUUCAUUUGCAAUAAACCAUUGUCCUCGCAGUG